AUGCAUCCAAGGUUUGUGGAAAGAAAUUUGCUUUUUGGCCAACUAAUACUUUCGAAAAAUUGAGAACACUAACGAGAAAACAAAAAAAGCCGUAUUUCCUAUGAUUAACCAUGUAAAUUGUUUUUUUCUCAUGAAAAAAACUGAGAUUGACAAAGAGUGAAGGCUUUUUAGUCUCAGAAGUCAAUAUUUACCUCAAAAAAAUUUUUUUGAAUAUUAUUAAAAUAACGAAUCAUUCAAAAUUUGAAAAAAAUUCAACGUUUCAGGUUUAUUGAAAUAAUUUUUAUGAACAAAAUCAGCUUUUUUUCGAAAAUAGCUAGUCCAAGUUGCCAAAAAUUAAAUGAUUUAUUUAUUUCCUAAGUGAAAAACUUCCUCCGACUUUCGUCUGAACACUCUGGUGGCUAUCUCACAAGGAAAAAUCUUUUUCCAAGACAAGAAUAUAACAAUGAUCAAAGUUCUUCAAUUGAAUCUUUUUCUGAAAUUUCUAGCCUUGAGAGAUUGUGAUAACCAUCGUUUUUUUAGUCAAAUAACUAAAAUUUCUUUUUCUUUUUUUGAAGAAAUUCGGGAUCCAUCAUUAAAGCUUUUUGAAGACCGACAUGAGCUUCCUAUCUUUUUUUUGAGAAAAAAUGGAACAAAUUCAAAAUUGUCCGAACUUCUCAUGAGUUUAACUACAGCUUCAUGUUGUUGUUCAAGACAUUUUUCUAGUCUGUCUCUGCAGGUAAGGAAACCUUUUUGACGAGGAAGUUGGAGCCUGACGGCUGCUGUAAUCAUUUCAAAUAGCCUCGGUUACGCUGAGAAAAACGCCAGUUAUAACCAUGUCAAAAGUGUCGGAACGCGUAGUUUCAUGGCCCGGAAUUAUCCCAUCAGCCUUGGCAACAUUGUUCUUUUCCGCAAAUGUUGCCAAGUCCCGUGGUCAGGUGCGUUUUACAUUUAGUUUGUUACAGUAAGUAUUUGUAAAAAAGCGGGAACUGCUCCAUUAGCUUUCCGGUUUCUCGAAAGCUCCAAGAAGGGCAUUCGAAACUUUUUCUCAACAUUUUGAGCCAGGUUUCAAAUUUGAUCGGAGUAACGGAGCUUAAAAGUUGUUCUUUUUCGAAUAUUCCUUCACGAGAAAAUCCCUUUCUAAAGGUACCGUAAGAGCCGGCUAUAAAUCAACCAAGUCUCAAAAACAGUUGAAGCAAAAAAUUUCCCCUAAAAGUUAAAAAAAAAUCAUGGCGUUUAACAUACCUCAAUCUGUGUUUUCCAUCAACGUAAAUCUAGAAGCCCAUAAUUUUCUGCACACACAAAUCAAAAAAUUGAACGCUUCGACAUUUAAUCAAGGCUUUUGCGUUCACAGUUGUUUCCGAGUUUCUCGCGAAAUUGUUUUCCAACGCUUCGUCCCAUAUGAAUUGACUGAAUUGGUUGAUUUAUGAAAGGAAUAGUGCCCUAUUGCGUUGCUUUCCUCGAAAUAGGCUCGUAAACAAGAACACCCACCUAAAGUUCUGACCGAAAAAAGGUUCGUUCUCGAGUUGUCAGGAAACGAGAACGAAGCUGUUUUCUUUCCCAAAACAAACGCGAACGACGUAAAAAGGAUGCCCCCGCAGGUGUCACUUGCAUGUUCCGAAUUUGGCCAAAUUUAUUGCCAUGUUUCCUGAGCCGGUUUUUGGUCAUUUCCGAAGUUUUACAUCUUUUCAGAAGCACCAUAAUCAUUAGUUAGUCUGACACCUAGCCUUUUCGUGGUUAUAAACUCUGCUAGUGCCUUCGAUAGUCGCGUUUUUUUCCAAGUUCUUACGAAAACCUGAGGAGUUUGAGCUGAGAAGCCGUGUACUUCAACCUUUUCUCUGAAAACUUUUAAUCAUACGUUGGUUUACCACCGAGUUUUCCCAUAAUUAAUACUUUUUUUGAAGUUCCCAACGUCCGAAAUAUUUUUUAAGUGCUCUUGGUAUUCUGAAACUUUCAAGCUGGAAACAUUUUUCCCCCUUGAUGGUUUUCAGAGUACUCUUGAAUUUUUAUAAUCAGCAGGUUAUCUCAAGCUGAGUUUCUUCGUAGUCACAAACUUUACUGGGGUCUUCAAAAAUCAAAUUUCCCAUAAGAACUCGAUUGGCUCAAGCUCAAAAAACAAUCAUUUUUCUCCUAGUUUCAAAAUGUUCUAUCCUUUUUUUAAUUGAACGCCUACUCUUCUAGUGGUGAUGAACUUUGGCAAACGUUUUCAAUAGCCAUUGUCAUUUUCUAAAACUUGACCAUUUUGAGCUCAAAAGUCAAUUAUCCCGUCGUUUUCUGGAUAAUUACGCUACUCAAAACGUAAAAGUUCCUUCUACAUCACACUCUAAUACAAUUAUCUUAUUCACGCUUUGGAAAAAUACUUAUAAUUACUGAUAAAUCAAGACGGAAAUGACCAGGUAAUGGAUACUGUAGUCUCAUUUUUUUUUCCUUUGUGAGUGAGAAAACGUCUCAUUCUAAUUCUGUGCUUCUGGCCGGAGUGGUGAGCUCUUUUUUCUUUUAAGGCGUGAGAUUCUGAUGAGAUUAUGAUUAUCGAGCAGAAAAUAGAACAAAUCUUUUCUAAACUUUUUGAACCCGUAGCUAAUUAGUAACCGAAAACCCGCUCAGGUGCUUUAGUCACAACUUUUUUUUGCUUAUAAAAAAUUGCCCAGGAGCACAUUUAUUCGAGUUUGACAAGUAUCAAAUAACAAAAACCAACAAGAAGCUAGGCGUUCAGUGAGGUUACCGGAAGUCUGAGAUUGACAGAGUGGGAUGAGGAAUUGGAUUUUUCUGGAACUUUUUCCUCACCGUCCUCCCAGAAUCAAUAACUUUCCUAAUAGAAAAGAUCUUCUCUUUUUGCCCUCUGGAAACUUUUCAAAACUUGUUCGAGUACUCUCUGAUGUUCUAGAUAAACAUCCUGAAAAUAGAAACCUGCACAACUUCCUUUUUUUGGGAAACGGAUGCCUCAAAGGUCACAAUCCUCGACAUUGUGCAACAAUAUAGAACUUUGAAGCAUCUUUUUCUCAAAAAACAAAAUUGUGUAUAUUUUUGAUUUCCCGGCUCAUUUUUUUGAUGCACCAAAAGAUCGGGGGAUCUCCAGUUUGUAAUAUUAUGUUUUUUUCCAGUUCUCUGUUUCAACUUUCUUUUUUCCCAGAUCAAAAUUUUUUCACAAGACUACGGUAACAUAUCUCACUUCACAAAUAAAAUAAUUCUUCUCAACUUCUCAAAAAUCAGAUCAGAGUUGAGCUUCUUCGAAAAUUCUCAAUUUGUCAUUUGCGAAUAAAUAAUUCCAAUUCCAUGAAUCUGGGCGUUCUUGCCGCGCUGGAAUAAUUCAAAAACUUUUUCCGUGAAGAAACAAAAAUUGUUGAAUUUUUGAUCUUACUACAUUUUCUUGAUGAGAAGGCUAAAAAGCUCUUUUUCUGACCUUUUUAUCUUAUUAAAAAAAGUCAGGAACGGAGAUCUUUGAGCGUUCAGUGUUGUGUAAAAAAAUUAGAAAACGAUUUCUUGAAAUUUUUCGGAUUCUUGAUCGCUUUCUCGUUGAAGAUAUUAUUCUAAACACAUAUUCUCGAUUAAUUUCUUUGAUUGGUCUAAGAAACAGCAAUCUUCGGUAGUUUUGCGCAAAACAAGUACAAGGUUUAUUAUACGUUUAUGAAGUAAACUCCGCUAAAUUUUCCUUUUCACUAAUUUUUUCCUAAUGAACAAGCUACAAAUACGUCAUUUUCCCUUUCCCUCCCAUCAAAAAACGGACAAAAAUUUUCUUCGUACUAUACUGUUUUGUUCAAAAAAUUCGCCUCCACGUGAAUUUUGGUGGAGGCGAUUGGCACAAUUCCACUUAUUCAGUUGAAAAGUAGCCUUGACGCCUCUGUGCGAGUGGAAUAUUAGUGCAGACGAAUGUUUUGGACACUUCCCCGUGUUCUUUUCCCACACUUUUCAGGAAGAAAUCAAGUUGUUUUCCAGAUCUUCCACUUUUUCUUCCGACAUGAAUCCUAGUCAUUUGAUUUGUUGAAAACAUUUCCAGAAGUUGUUCUUUUGCAUAUCAUGCCACUUGAUUUGUGAUAUCUAACAAUUACAAAAUUAUCAGCAAAUUGUUCGGAAGUUCAGUGAAAAAAGCACUUGACUGCGAAGUUUUGCUCGUGAUUUUGGAUUUCUAAAAAAGUUUGUUAUUAUAGAAACAAGCCUCACGUUUUUAGUUGUUUGCCUCAGAAGCCUUUCUUUUUCAAGUUCUCAUCCCAAGUCUGUCUAGAGCUCCCAGCUUUACAAUUCAAUGGAUAUUCUUGAAGAUCCUCUGCUAAAUAUCAGGUUGGUAUAAUCGAUUUAGAGGGCUAUCAGAGCUGAACAGCUCUGACAAAGAUUUAUGAGGGAUCAAAAAGCGGUAUUUUGAUUUCAGUACUUAUCAUUUUGAGCAGUUGUUGUUUGAGAAUGCCAGCACGCGCAAGUAGUUUAGUGUCGGACCCUCUAAAAAAGAAAACGCUGGUCAAUUCAAUAUUUCAAGACUCCAUAGCGUUCCAAGCCCUGGAAAACUUGAUUCAACUUGCCUGAGAGCUAUAAAAAGCACAGAAAGAACUGAACUUUCAAAAAUAUUAUAGGCCUCCAGGGAGUUUAGGAAAGUCUAUUGUUCGCUUCCAUCAUUACGACAAAGAAAGGGUAUUUUGAUGAGGCAAAUUUUUUCUCUUCUUACACCAAGGCUGUUAUUUUUUGAAGAGCUAAAAAGCCAACAUGUUCAAAAAUUCCCACUUCAAACUGCUCACGCCACCCACGAGAGCCUUUUCCUCUAAUUUUUAAACGCCGGAUUUUGUAAACCUUUUCCUCAGUCUUUUUUCCAGAGUUGAAGCUUCUAAAAAACAUUGGGCUAGCAUAAUCUCAACUGCGUGAGUCAGUCUCGCUAAUUAACCAAACUUUUUGACUCAAUUUGCAAAAAAAAAAAACCAAAAAUCAUGCAAUUACUAAUAUUUCCCCUUGCUAAUAAAGAUCUACUCGGAUUUUUGAAUAUCCGAGAAGUUUGCUGUUUCUGCAACGGCAGUGGGCGGCGCGGCCUUGAAACUCGCGAAGCUUCAAAAAAUGUCCAGCUCUUUCGACCACUCCCAAUUGCAAAUUUUUUUUUCCUGAGUUUUUUUUUUCGAAGAAAUCGCUAAGAAUAAAGAUUACUGGUCCAAAAGAGCACAAUUUGUCACAUCUUUACGUUUCAAAGCCCUCGUCAUUUCCGAAUAAAUGAUCAACCUUUGAAGGAUAUAAAUAUGUUUGCCGUUUCAGUAGGAGAAAACAAGCACCUGUCAAAAGCAGAUUGCAAUAUUUGCGAUAGGUUUGAAAAUUUCGUACAUUUUGGAGCAUCAGACUACAAAUUUCUGUUUUUAGUCGGAUGAAGUGGUAUGGGGAUAAUUAGAUUUUCUUGUUAGCUCAUUUCAAAUCUUAUAAUCUGCAAUAAAUCAUAAAUUCUGAAAAUAGCCUCACAAAGUAACGACAAGAUAUGAGAUUAAGGUUGAUUUUAUAAUUAGAUUUCAGUUAGAAAAUUGAUUUUUAGUUUUUUUUUUCUGUUUUUAAUUUUCAGACUCCAAGAUCAAUGUAGUAGAUAUUUUGAUGAAACUGUCAUUUUCACUACUUUAUCAAUUUAGUAUCAGUCGAAAAUUUGUUUUUUUCUGAUUCAAAACAAGAUAAGUUCGAUUUUCUUUUUUUAGCAUACUCUUCAACGCCUCUCGAAAUUUCAAUAAAUAAGCGAUUAAAAAAAUACAAUGCGUUCCUCAAGUUUGAAACUAAAUUUUUCUGUUUCAGAAUCCACUUGCAAAAAAAGUAUAAAUAUUUAUUUUCUAAGAAGGUGUUUCGAAAAAAAUGUUUUGUUUCGGCCUUCUAACUCUAACUUUCCUGUUUCAACCUCCGGAAGCUCAGAACAAGUACAAACUCUGCAAAAAGCAAGGAAUCAAUUUUUUUCGGUGUCAUUUAUCGUGUUUCCAACACCUUUUGGCCUCGAACCCAUUGCGAUAUGAGGUCGGCGACGUCGAUCCCGACGGAUUUAUGUCCCUUUUUCGGCUGCAGAGGCUCAAGCUCGCCAUUCCGACGCCUCUUUUUGUUUCGGUUAUUUGCAUGAGUGAAGUUUUGAUGCGACAUUUCAACUCAUGUUUCCAUUUUUGGCUCAAGUAUCAAAAAAUCAACUAGCAAAUCUUUAGUCUAAAUUUGUGCAAUUCAUUUGAAACUCCGCAGUUUUACUCAAAAACUUGCUUUUUCGAGUUUUUUUUUUUUGCUGGACAUGUUGACUCAAGUUCAUGUAGGCGGUAGAACAAAGAUGUCUGUCUUUGGAUUUUAAAUCUAAUUAUUCUUUUCAAAAAUUUGUCAUCGUUCAAAGAAGAAGCCUUGACUUCCAUUUGAUGUCGAGAAGAAAAAAUGCAAAUCUUUGAAGACCAUGUUUCAAACUGAGGUUUCCGCCAUUUCCCUUUUCUUUUUGUUUUGCAAUCAUUUUUCUAAGAACCACAGGUUUUCAAUUGAUAUUACUGGUAGACGGAGAUCAUUAUUUUUAGGAGAAUCUCCAAAAAAUUUUAUUGUAUUUAGAGGACAAAGAUGAUUUCGAAGGCGUGGUUAGUCUAAUAAAGGGGUGUUGAUUCUCUAAUUCAGACGCCUACUUUGAAUUCUCAAUUGUUCUUUUUAAUGUUUCAAAGAACGUUUAUGGUAAUUUCAGCUUUUUUAAUGAUCCCAGUGCAACGCGGUCAAAUUUUCUGAUGUCUAUAUAACUAAUGUUAUGAGAAAAAAUUUAUCUUUUUUGAGAUUUUUUUUUUCAAAGUUUCAAGAGACAAGAUUUCGAAUUGCCUUUUUCCCAACUUUUCCCUCGUGGUAAAACUUUGAAAUUCUGAAUGAUUCUGGAAAAAUUAAUCGAGGCCCUCAAAAUUCCAAUCUCAACGAGGUGAAACGGGAAUGUGGCUCAAAAAAAGAUAACCUCGCAUUUUUUUCAAUAAGAAAUCGUCUGAAUUUUUUUCCGCAUGUCCAAAAAAAUUUCCAUUUUUUUCUUUGUACUCUUUUUUUUUCUUUUUACGUGCAUAUGAGAGAUUUUAGGAUAACAGAAAUCAGAAAAUAACGAAUGUUUCAAAAAAAUAUAAGAAAAAUAAUUUUUCACAACAUUCUACUGUUUCUAAGUUCCGAAAAAAUACACGAUGUGCUUUUAAAAAGUUUCUUAUUUUUUUCUUGCUUUUUUUAUCUAGAUUGAUAUUUUUGUUAUGUUUAUAGAGUUUCACGUUAAUAAUAAAAUUGGGAAAACCUUUUACCUUCGAAAAACAAGAAGUUUAUGGAGAGCUCUAGAAAAACCUCGAGAGAAAUCUUCAUUUUGUGGAUUUUCAGUGCUGGCGUGUGGUCGCCAGCGAUGAACGCCACCAGUGAGGUCGACGAGGAGAACUCCUCGCUGUUCACGGCGCUCGUCCAAAUGCUGUCGCACCUGCUCAACGGCUACCUGACAGCCUUUUUCGUUGUCACUGGAAUCGUUCUCAACGCCUUCUCCGUCUACAUCUUCCUCAGAUGUGAGAGGACCGGCACACCGGCUAUACAGUACUACUUGGUGAGUAGAUGACAUCAAUUUUGCUGGAGAGUUCGAGAAGUUUUUCACUCUGGAUAACCAGAAAUUUUUGUUAUUGAGCCAUAGUAAAUGUUACUAAGUUUCUUCUUUUCAAUUCGAAUACCGAAAAAGUUCUCAAGAUAGGUAUCCUAUUUUGCAAUGUUCACAGUGCACUGUUUUUUUUUCUAUUUUACAACGAUUCUUCAAGCAUUUUUCUUUUUUUUCAUGUCGCCUCAUCCAAUUUUUGUUCUUCUUCAGUUCAAAAACGCAUGACGCUCUUUUGAUUUUUCCAGUUUUUAUCAAAGUCUCACCCUGAUUAAGUCCCAGAAACUUCCAUUCUUCGAAACUUCUUAGAACUCGUGUGUCCUUCCACCUGCUCCCACUUUUUCUAUGCCUCAUUUUCGCUUUCAAAGCUCCUCAAUAGUAAAAAAGUAUCCAGAAGUCUAGCAAAAAAGUUCAAAGAUCUUGGAGCCGGUGGUUCGCGAUUUCCGGUGCAGUACGACGGAAUAUGGAGGCUCUUAAUUGAGCGGACCUCCAAAAAACGCUUGCCUCUUUCAUAUGUGUUUUAAUAGGCUUCAGCUCAAUUUUGAGGCUCUUGGGUAAAUACGGACCUAGUAGUAUCUGUUUUUCGCUCUCAUUUCGAGAAGAUAUUAGACCAGUGUAGGUUGAAAUGACCAGUUCAAACUGGAGAGAGGAGUUCUAGUAGGUUUUUUUGAAUUCAAAAAAAGUAUUAUUAGAAAAAAAUUUUUUUGAGAGCGUAAGAAAGGAAAAAAAUCAUAACGAGAAUAAAUUUUUUUAUAAAUUUUAAGAUUUUUCGAAAGAUUUUUUUGAGUUGCAAUGACCCCUUUCAUAAUUUAAUUAUAAUUUAAUUCCUACUCUCCAUUCAAUAAAAUAACUCAAAAUGUUGCAUCUCCUUCCUACUGUAUAGUCACACAUCAACUAAUUAAAGAAAAAAAAAAUGUCAAGUACAAAGAUUUGGGGUUUCAUUCAGUUAGAGAUUAGAUUUCAAGACAAAUAAUACCAAUGAAUAAUGUGCAACGGGGGCGUAAUCAUUCAUCCAACACGCCAUUCCGUUAUUUUUGGGUUAAAAGUAGCCGUAGGCCCAUUUGUCAACUGGAAUCAUGCUAAUCGGGGUGAGCGAAAAUGAGUUGAAGAGGCAACAAAAAACUUGGAAAUGAGGGUUCCAUUCGAAAAAACAUUUUUGGGUUCGUUUAAGAAACCGUUCUAAUUUUCAAAACCUAAAAACCCAGGAUUUCCUUAGUGGACGAAAAUAUAUGAGUUUGAUGUUUCAGGUAACGUUAACCUUAUGGCAAACGGCUCUACUCGCUAACGCCUUUCUACUGUACUCCCUUCCAAAUCUUCUCUUCGGACAUUUGGUCUCCCAAGGUACUUUUUUUAGUCGUGGGUAAAAAACCUUGGUCGCAUUUGGGAUGGCUCAAAGACCUACAGCUAAGCUGAGAUUCAGCAGUUUGUUCUAACUUGUUUUGUUGCUCACGCGCGAAAAUCGUUUUAAGUCUGGCCCGUUUUGAAAAAAACCGCUGAUGAGCUUUCAAACCUUAAAUUUUCCUUGUACGGCCUUUUUCAACUUUUUCUUUUUUCCGAAGACAUGAAAUUGACGGUAACUGUGAAAUUUCAGGAAGUUACGUUCAUCUGUACCCUUAUGUCUACACAUUCGCCAACACGACCCAUACUGGAUCCGUUUGGAUUGUGCUUACUUUGACAAUCGAUCGAUAUUUGGCCCUUUGCCAACCUCUCAAACAUCGGGCCAUCGGGAAAAAAAGGUUUAAAAAUUUUUAGAAUUUUUCGGAAUUUCAAGGAUCUUUUAAAAAGUGAAUAACUCGACUAGAGGCAAAUAGAUAUGUGGAUAUUUCCAUAUCAGGAAACCUUAGAGUAAACUAUUCAAAAAAAUUCAAUUAAAAGGAACACUUCACCUUCAAACUUUACUCUUUAGCGGACCACAAAAAAAAAACACCGAAAGUUUGUCAUCUUUCGCCAGAAUUCUUUAUCAACCCACGCAAUAUCCAAUUUCAAUGUUAUUUUCAACUUUAUUUCGAUAAGAUAUUCACAAAUGUUUGUGCUCUUCGGACGCUUAGAAAAUGAAAAUGGCUUCCAGUACAAAUCCUAUACUUUGUGAAUGCAAACGAAAAAAUCUCGGUUAAAAUUAGAGGGAAACUGCCAGAUACACACAUCCGUAUCAAUCUGAGAGCACUCCAAUGCAGGCAAUCGUUUUUUGUUCACAAGUUAUUCCACUAAUCCAGUGUCUCCACCAGGAAAUGAGAUAUGUGUAUAAUUUGUGGAACGGAGCUGCAGCCGACUUAUAGCGACUAGCGCAGUACAAAGAUUAUGAUGAUCUUUGUACGAUUUAUUGAAAUGGAAAUAAAUUUUUGGAAAUAAAAUGGAAAGACCUGAAACGACUUAAAAGUCUUUGGUCAUUGGAAAAGUGUUCUUUACUUCAUACGGAUUCUGAGAGUCUAUGUAAAAAAGUUUUUCCUUUGCUAUGCGCAAGUAGUAAAACUAAAAAAAGUCGGGCACUUUGAAAUUUCGAUAUAAGAGUUAAGCUUAUUAUCAAAACCCAAGAUAUCGAACCAAGACCCCAAAAAUUAAUCCAGAAGGUUUCAAACCAAAUUUUUCUGAUGUAUAACUAUCUUCUACAAAACCUCAUCAAAAAAUUUUCGAUUUUUUGACAAAAUUAUCUGAUUAGUAGCGUCUCUCACUUUGAACUUCUCCCGUUUCACAUGGUCUAUUUGAAAAUUAAAAAAAUAUAAUUACAGCCGUGUGCGUCGAUUGAUGGUCGGCGUAUCAAUCAUGGCUGUUUUCUUCUCCCUUCCGCGCUUUUUCGAGGUAAUUAUACCUUUUGUUCAGAAGAAAAUAAACAUUUUUUUCAAUAAUUAAGGUGCAUGUGGAACCUUGGUGCCAGGACGGACAUUGCGUGGCGACCAUCGACCGGACCGAGCUUUUCGAGGUUAUUAAUUUCUUUUUUUAAGAUAAUUAUAAUUUUGCUGCUUUCAGAACAAGAUCUACUGGUCAGUGUACCACGUCGUACUGGCCAUGCUUUUCGUGACCCUUUGCCCUUGUCUUCUGCUUUUUGGCCUGACCCUUCGAAUAUCCCUUGGUACCCGCCAAAUUUCAAAAGAAGACCUGAUUUCCAAAUUUCCAGCCCUGAGAUCUGCCAUAGCCAAAAGGAAAUCUCUCUGCGCCCCGAAUGCGGACAUCGACGCGCGAAAUAAAAAAUGCCAAACGUCGAGGUUUGUUUUUAUCCGGAAGAAAAUUGGCACGUAUAGGUGCUUGUUUUAGAAAGGAGCACAAAUCAAACAUCAUGUUGGUUCUGGUCAUCGCCAAGUUCUUAGUUUCUGACAUCUUGCCAACAGUCAUCGAUGUGUUGGAACAUGUGAGUUUUGGGAUGAGGAGGGUUUAAAAAGCACAAAAAUUUGAUAAAAUGGGAUCUUGAAAUUCGGAUAGAAAAUUAGUAUUAUGUUGGAUUUCAUUAAAAUUCUUUACUCUUCUACCCGCAACCUGAAGAAAAAGAAGAAGACUUUUCUCCUGGAAGAAAAAAAAAAUGAAAAAAAGCUGAUCAGAACAUUUUAUUUUCUCAGAAGCCUGAAUAUAAUCGUAUUGCCACGUAGAACAACUUUAGGUUAAAUGAAGCAAGGAGCCCUCAAUCCUUUUAUUUUUUUAUAAUAUGCUUCGAAUCUUUGAACCCAUCCAGAAGUCUCCAGACGCUUUCCAAAAAAAAAAGUCAUUUUUUGUCACAAAAUGACAAACAUGUCUGCAGUUGGUCGGCCAAAGCGCUUUCAUGCGGUCCCCACUCGCUUCUCUUUUCGUGGACAUCAGUAACUUCCUCAUCGUUCUCAACUGCUCUUCCAACUUUUGGGUUUGUUUUGUCUUUCCUUUUUUAUUGCAGUCAGGCUCAAAAAGCCAAAAUCAACUCUAUUCUUGGACAGAAAGACAACUCAUACUUUUUUAAGGUUUUCAUCGUUUGGGGCAAGCGAUUCCGCAAAUCCUGUCGCAACAUAAUGCUCUCUUCCCAACUUGGCAUGUACAUUUACAAAUUGUCGCGAUGGAACUCCGAUUCGGUUGGUUUUUCAAAAAAAAAAGUUGUAUCGAAAUUCUUGCAGGAUUUGUCAUAUUGCGGUCCUUCGUCAUUCACAACUGUCAAUAACACCACGAAAAUCUAUGGAAGUGAUGGCCGUUCUUUCCGUCAGCAGCGUUGUCCUGACGCCCAAUCGUGAGUUUGAUUCUACAUUUUUUCUGAAAGUUACCGUAUAUCUUCGACUUUUUUGUUGUAGUCGGUUGGUAGGAAUAACCCAAUAAAAGUUUGUCGACAAUUUUUUUUUUUCACUUAAUUUUUUCAGAAAAUUUUAAAAGAAGGUUACACUGACUAAAAAAGGUUUUAAAACAAAUAUAACCUUCACUAUAUUCAACUUUAACGUAGAAAUGAAUUUCUAAAAGCGCGAAGAUUUCGCUAUAAACGAUAUUGAUGAUCUGAUACAAAUUAUAGAUUCAAAUUUUUUUUCAAAAAAUCUCUGCUGAGCAGGAAAAAUUUUCGAAAAUAUGUCAAAACUCAGAAAAUCAUCUUGCAUAGGGGCUCAUAUGAUCCUCUUGGAGCAGUUCAAAAAUUUCCUCAUUUCCAGGGAGUCGAUGAAAGAACGCCGCACAACCGGUACACUGUGGGUAGCCAACCGGGCCUUCUCUCACAAGGCGACGCGAGGCGGCGAGCGGCGGCCAACCAACGGAGGUCCAGCCAAAGAAGAGAACAAGAAAGAAGAGAAGAGCUGGGACUACGAAAAGUCUGACCAACUGGACGAACUCGAAAAGCAGCGACUUUUGAGCUCCACGGGAGAAUAUUAA
Caenorhabditis auriculariae is the source of this 12328-nucleotide messenger RNA. Lineage: Eukaryota; Metazoa; Nematoda; Chromadorea; Rhabditida; Rhabditidae. The record is from the annotation of a GenBank genome assembly.